This is a messenger RNA of Tremella mesenterica DSM 1558, 792 nucleotides long. RefSeq lists its product as uncharacterized. Gene Ontology annotation, cellular component: mitochondrion. NCBI's taxonomy places the organism in Eukaryota, Fungi, Basidiomycota, Tremellomycetes, Tremellales, Tremellaceae. The record is from RefSeq and is a predicted model, not a curated record. The coding region runs from base 1 to 792 and encodes 263 amino acids. The transcript has 4 exons. Gene Ontology annotation, molecular function: enoyl-CoA hydratase activity. Gene Ontology annotation, biological process: fatty acid beta-oxidation.
AUGUCAACGUCGAUCGAGCCCCUAGUCAUAGCAUCUAGGAGUCAGACGGGCAAUGUCGCCAUUUUGACUCUGAACAGACCCAAGGCACUCAACGCUCUCAGCAGCCCUCUCUUCACCCAGUUAAACGCAGCUCUGGAGAGCGCCGAUAACGAUGAAAGCGUCAGGGCUAUCGUCAUCACCGGAGGUGAUAAAGUGUUCGCUGCUGGCGCAGACAUAAAGGAGAUGAAGGAUAUCACUUUCUCCGAGGCGUAUAAAAACAACUUUCUGGGGACCUGGUCGAAGAUAUCAACCAUCAGAAAACCCAUCGUUGGGGCUGUUGCCGGUUAUGCCCUCGGAGGCGGAUGCGAACUAGCUCUCAUGACCGACAUUCUCCUCUGCACACCCACCGCCACUUUCUCUCAACCUGAGAUUACCCUCGGUAUCAUUCCCGGAGGCGGCGGUACUCAGAGACUGGUAUCCUUAAUCGGCAAACAUCGUGCAAUGGACAUGAUUCUGACCAGUCGCAAAGUUCCGGGAAAUUUGGCAGGCGAAUGGGGACUGGUCAGUCGAGUGGUCGGAGAGGGGGAGAGUGUAGUAGCGGAAGCUGUCAAAGUGGCAGAAACGGUAGCUGGAUAUGGAGCGAUAGCUGUUCAAGCAGGUAAAGAGGCCGUCAAUGCUGCUCUUGAUCUUCCCCUCGACCAGGGUCUACGGUUCGAGCGACGUCUUUUCCAAACCCUAUUCGCCACUGCAGACCAGAAAGAAGGCAUGGCGGCUUUUGCUGAAAAACGUAAACCCACUUGGGGAGAUAAGUAG